AGCAAAGGAAUGAAGGGGAGAGAGAGAAACUAAACUGGAAGCUUGAGUUUUGUGUAGCUUCUUGAAACCUUAUGAAUGGAUUACUGGCAGCUGAGAUCCAGGAGAGACCUAUAGGGACUGCAGGAUCAUUCACACAUUAACAGGGGAGAAAAGCAGGCGGGAUUCUUCCUUGCUGUGUUACCCCUCCUUCCUGAACUGAAUGGGACCCACGAGACUCCCAGAAGGUGAAGUCAAGGGCUGUCAGACUCAUCAGGUUAUUAGGACACCAGACUGGCUUCCCCAAGGAGAACUUCACGGAGACUUACAACAUACCAACAAGUUGGAAGGGGAUUAGAAAACCUUCACCACUCCACACGCCCAAGCACUGGGCUGAGGGAAACACUGUGACCUGCACAGGCAGACUGGCAGCUGGAUGGGCAUCUGGCUGAGGAGGACAUCUGGAGAGCAAAAGCUAAGUACCAGCUUGGAAUUUUGUGCCCCCAGAAUCCUUUUGCAUUUUUAGAGAAUAAGCAUCAAAUUCUGUGUCUCUGUAUGCAAGUUCUUCUCGCGAUUUGUUUGAAGGUUGCUCUAUCUUAGGUUAAGGGCUACGAAAAGAACGUAACUCCUAGGGAAGGAAGAAGGAGAAAGCCAUGAAAAUUAGAAGAUCAGCGUCCUUUGAAUGACUUCAGGUAGCCAGGGGUAUGUGUUGGUGAGGGAGUGUGUGUUUGAGAGGGACUUGGCUCACCUCCAUCCGUGGGUCCCUCCUGUAGUAUCAGCGAGGGGAGGGGCCGGUGAAGAAGGGACAGAAAAAGAAAGAAACCUGAGCCGUGUGGGAGGAGGUUCAGAGGAACCCGGAGAAAUGAACUUCGUGCUGCACGGACUAAACUAGAGCCAGGAGAAGCAGGUCAGGGGAGAAGGGAGAGGGCAGCACAGCUCACGCAGCACAGCGCCCCGCGCAGGGAGCCGGAAGACGCACUCCCUGGGUGCUGCUGCUCCUGAAAGUUUGGUCCCUGAACGAAAACUGUUUCCCCGGUGACUGCGAAUCCACUGCUAGCCGCCUCCUCCUCUUCUCCCCCAUCACUCCGGUGUGGUACCCAGAAGUUGACUUCUGGUUCUUUGUAAAGAGCUGGGGGAGGUAUGAUGGGCCCAAAGAUCCUGAGAAUAAGCCUGGUGAUUCUGGCCGGGUGGGCGCUCGGCACUGCCGGCUCUGAGCCGGGCUGGACACGCAAGAGGUCCCUGGCUCAGAGGGGACGCCUGAACCAGGUGCUGUCGGAAGGAGAACGCUGUUGGCUGGGGGCCAGGCCGCCGAGACCCAGAGCCGCUCCCCAGCAUCAUCUUUUUGGGGUCUACCCCAGCAGGCCUGGGGACUACCUGAGGCCCUACCCUGUGGGGGGGCAGGGAACCCGCCCCGCGGGACGCAGUGAGCCAGCUGCCACGGGGGCUGCGAGCCCAGCUGGAGGUGUGGGGCUGAGGGGCACAGCUGAGCAGCCAGCCGCCUCGUGGGACAGGGAUGGUCCCGCUGGGCGGUCUGAGCUACGGGGAGACGAUGACACUUAUCUUGGUGAUGGAGGAUCCAAGGAGUCUCUAGGUGAGGCUGGGACUCGCGAACGCUCGGCCACGGCUGCCACGGCUGCUACCACCUUUGUGGGCCCAAAGGAACCCAAACCAGAGACCCAAAGCAAGGGCCGGGCCAAGACCAGGCAUCGUCGCCAGGUGGUGAAGGGGCAGGUAGGGGCCGUGCAGGCAGAGCCCGGUGUCUCUCCCCAGCGUCUCCGGCCGCGGCCGAAGCAUCCCCUUGUGCAAGGGGUCAGAACGAGUCCGUCAGAGGACGGCAUCCAGAAGGGUGGAGGGGACCCCUCCUGGGAAGCAGAGUCCCAGGGAGGACUGCCUGUCUUGUAUUUCUCCGGGAGGCGGGGGCGGCUCCUGCUGCGUCCAGAAGUGCUGGCUGAGAUUCCCCGGGAGGCGUUCACAGUGGAAGCCUGGGUGAGACCGGAGGGAGGACAGAACAACCCAGCCAUCAUUGCAGGUGUGUUUGAUAACUGCUCCCACACUGUCAGUGACAAGGGCUGGGCCCUAGGGAUCCGCUCAGGGAAGGACAUAGGAAGGCGAGACGCUCGCUUCUUCUUCUCCCUUCGCACCGACCGUGUGAAGAAAGCCACCAUUGUGACUGGCAACAGUCGCUACCAACCAGGCACAUGGACACACGUGGCAGCCACCUAUGAUGGACAUCGUAUGGCUCUGUAUGUGGAUGGCACUCGGGUGGCCAGUAGCCCAGAGCAAUCUGGUCCCCUGAACAGCCCCUUCAUGGCAUCCUGUCGCUCUUUGCUUCUGGGGGGGGAUAGCUCUGAGGACGGCCGAUAUUUUCGUGGACACCUGGGCACCCUGGUCUUCUGGUCGACCGCCCUCCCGCAAAGCCAUCUCCGGCACAGUCCUCAGCGUCCAGCUGGAGUGGAAGAAUUGGCCUCCCUCCUCCUGACAGCCAGUUUUGAGCCCUUGGAAGAACAGUGGGUCCCCUUUAGAGAUGGGGAGUUCCCACGGCGUGAGGUUCUGCAUGGCUUUGAGCCUGAGCCUGAGAUUGUGUCACCUCUGAAGCCCCCACUCUGUGGACGGACGGCUUGCGACAACGUGGAGCUGAUCUCCCACUACAACGGGCACCGGCCCCUCCAGGGAGAGAAGGUGAUCCGCUACCGAGUGGUAAACAUCUGUGACGAUGAGGGCCUGAACCCCACCGUGAGCGAGGAGCAGAUCAGCCGGCAGCACAAGGCGCUGAACCAUGCCUUCAGCCGCUACAACAUCAGCUGGCAGCUGAGCGUCCACCAGGUCCACAACUCCACCCUGCGCCACCGGGUUGUGCUUGUGAACUGCGAGCCCAGCAAGAUUGGCAAUGACCACUGUGACCCUGAGUGUGAGCACCCACUCACAGGCUAUGACGGGGGCGACUGCCGCCUGCAUGGCCGGUGCUACUCCUGGAACCGCAGGGACGGGCUCUGCCACGUGGAGUGCAACAACAUGCUGAAUGACUUUGACGACGGGGACUGCUGCGACCCCGAGGUGGCUGAUGUGCACAAGACCUGCUUCGACCCUGACUCACCCAAGAGGGCAUACAUGAGUGUGAAGGAGCUGAAGGAGGCACUGCAGCUCAACAGUACUCACUUCCUCAAUGUCUACUUUGCCAGCUCCGUGCGGGAAGACCUUGCAGGCGCUGCCACCUGGCCUUGGGACAAGGAAGCCAUCAGUCACCUGGGUGGCGUCGUCCUCAACCCAGCCUAUUAUGGCAUGCCUGGCCAUACCAACAUUAUGAUCCACGAGGUGGGGCAUGUCCUGGGACUCUACCAUGUCUUCAAAGGGGUCAGUGAGAGGGAAUCCUGUGAUGACCCCUGUAGGGAGACAGUGCCAUCCAUGGAUACGGGAGACCUCUGUGCCGACACCGCCCCUACUCCCAAGAGUAAACUGUGCCAGGACCCAGAGCCUACCAAUGAUACCUGUGGCUUCACCCACUUCCCGGGGGCUCCGUUCAGCAACUACAUGAGCUAUACAGAUGAUGACUGCACCGACAGCUUCACCCCUAACCAGGUGGCCCGGAUGCAUUGCUAUUUGGACCUUGUGUAUCAGCAGUGGAGUCAAAGCCGGAAGCCCACCCCCAUUCCCAUCCCACCCAUGGUCAUAGGGCAGACCCACACCUCCCUCACCAUCCACUGGCUUCCUCCAAUCAGUGGGGUUGUGCACGACAGGCUCCCAGGCAGCGUGUGUGGUGCCUGCACUGAAGAUGGGACAUUCCGUCAGUACGUGCACGCAGCUUCCUCCCGGCGUGUGUGUGACUCCUCAGGUUACUGGACUCCAGAGGAGGCUGUGGGGCCUCCAGACGUGGACCAGCCCUGUGAGCCGAGCUUGCAGGCCUGGAGUCCCGAGCUCCACCUGUACCAUAUGAACAUGACGGUCCCCUGCCCUUCGGAAGGCUGUAGCCUGGAGCUGCUCUUCCAGCACCCGGUCCAAGCUGACACCCUUACCCUAUGGGUCACCUACCUCUCCAUGGACUCCUCCCAGGCACUCUUUGACACAGAGAUCUUGCUGGAACACCAGGAGUCUGUGCACCUGGGCCCCUUAGACACUUUCUGUGACACCCCACUCACUAUCAAACUGCAUGUGGAUGGGAAGGUCUCGGGGGUGAAGGUCUACACCUUUGAUGAGCGGAUGGAGAUUGACGCAGCUCUGCUAACUUCCCAGCCCCAUAGUCCCCUGUGCUCUGGCUGCAGGCCUGUGAGGUACCAGGUUCUUCGUGAGCCCCCAUUUGCCAAUGGCUUGCCCAUGGUGGUGACAAAUCCUCACAGGAAGUUCACGGACGUGGAGGUCACACCUGGGCAGCUGUAUCGGUACCAAGUUCAAGCUGGAGCUGGAACAGAACUAGGAGAAGCCUCGCCUCCACUGAGCCACAUCCAUGGAGCUCCUUACUGUGGAGACGGGAAGGUGGCAGGGAGCCUGGGAGAAGAAUGUGAUGAUGGGGACCUUCUGAGCGGAGAUGGCUGCUCAAGGGCAUGCCAGCUGGAGGAAGGCUUCCACUGCGCAGGGGAGCCAAGCCUAUGUUACAUAUAUGAGGGAGAUGGGAUAUGUGAACCUUUUGAGAAGGAAACCAGCAUCAUAGACUGUGGCCUCUAUACUCCCAAAGGAUAUGUGGAUCAGUGGGCCACCCAAGCUUAUUCCUCUCAUGAAGACAAGAAGUGUCCUGCUUCCUUGGUAACUGGAGAACCUCAUUCCAUGAUUUGCACGUCAUACCAUCCAGAUUUACCAGAGCACCGUCCUCUCGCUGGCUGGUUUCCCUGUGUCACCAAUGGAAACAGACCUCAGGAUAAAAGGAGUGAGCAGACAGAAGGUAGCCUGGAGAGGGAGGAGGAGGUUUGGCUCAAAGUGUGUUUCAGUAGACCAGGAGUGGCCACGACAAUUUUCAUUUUCUUGACAUCUGAUGGCCCGGUACUUGGAGAACAUCGGCGGCCAACAGUGACUGUUCACCUGACUGAUGUCAGUGGGAACAACCACUCUCUUGGAACCUAUGAACUGUCAUGCCAGCAUAACCCGCUGGUUAUCAAUGUGAGCCAUCACCCGAAUGUCCUCUCCCACCAUACCUCCUCAGUGCUGCUGAAUUUCUCAUCCCCAUUGGUGGGCAUCUCAGCGGUGGCUCUAAGGACAUCCUCCCACAUAAGUUCAUCAACUCUCAAUAACUGCAUCCCAGAGCAUGAGGGACAAAAUCAUCAGGGACAGAGCUGUGUCCACCGGCCCUGUGGGGAGCAGGGCAGCUGUGCGCCAUUGCUGCUUGAUCAUGCGGAUAUGGUGAACUGUACCUCUGGUGGCCCAGGUCACAUGAAGUGUGCUAUCACCUGUCAAAGGGGGUUUGCCCUUCAGGCCAGCAGCGGGCAAUACCUCAGGCCCGUGCAGAAGGAAAUUCUGCUCACCUGUUCCUCUGGGCACUGGGACCGGGCUGUGAGCUGCAUGCCCCUUGAUUGUGGCGUUCCCGACCCAUCUUUGGUGAACUACGCAAACUUCUCCUGCUCAGAGGGAACAGACUUUCUGAAGCGCUGUUCAAUCUCCUGUGUCCCACCAGCCAAGCUCCAAGGACUGAACCCAUGGCUGACUUGUCUUGAAGACGGGCUCUGGUCCCUCCCGGAAGCCUACUGCAAGUUGGAGUGUGACGCCCCCCCUGUAAUCCCGAAUGCCAGCCUGCUCUUGCCUCACUGCCUCCAGGGCAACCAUGACGUGGGCUCCGUCUGUAGAUACGAAUGCAAACCAGGCUACUACGCCGAGCCGAGUGCCGAGGGUAAAGUCAGGAGCAAUUUCCUGAAGAUACAGUGCCUGGAGGGUGGCAUCUGGGAGCAAGGCAGCUGCGUUCCAGUGGUGUGUGAGCCCCCUUCCCCUGUCUUUGAAGGCAUGUAUGAAUGUACCAAUGGCUUUGAACUCAACAGCCGGUGUGUGCUCAGCUGUAACCAGGAAAGCGGAAGGGUUCCUAUCCUCUGCACUAAGGAGGGACUGUGGACUGAGGAGUUCAAGUUGUGUGAGAACCUACAAGGGGAGUGCCCACCACCCCCGUCGGAGCUGAAUUUUGUGGAGUACAAGUGUGAACAGGGAUACGGGAUUGGUGCUGUGUGUUCCCCAUCAUGUGUGAUUCCCCCUAGUGACCCCGUAGUUCUGCCUGAGAACGUCACUGCUGACACGCUGGAGCACUGGAUGGAACCUGUCAAAGUCCAGAGCAUCGUGUGCACUGGACAGCGUCAAUGGCACCCACCCCCCUUCCUCAUCCACUGCAUCCAGUCGUGUGAGCCUUUCCAAGCCGAUGGGUGGUGUGAUACCAUCAACAACCGGGCCUACUGCCACUAUGAUGGGGGAGACUGCUGCUCUUCUACUCUGUCCUCCAAGAAGGUCAUUCCAUUUGCUGCUGACUGUGACCUGGAUGAAUGCACCUGCCGGGACCCCAAGGCUGAAGAAAAUCAGUAACUGUGGGAUCAAGCCCCUCCUUCUACUGCCCUGGAGGCAGUAAGAAAGAGAGGCCUCCACAAAAGGGCACAAAAGGUGAACAGAGAAGAAAGGUCACGAAAUGAAGGAAGGAGGAAGAGCGUGAGGAUCUCAUAGAAUGCAGGAGGAUGUUUCUGGGUGCCGACUAUUGCAUCAAGAAGCCCAAGUAGGGAAGAAUCAUGGGCAAAAGUUUCUUCAAAGGGGCAGUUGAUUAAAAGUGGAAGGAGAAAUAUGAUAGAUAUACACGGACCCUCAUCCCCCAUUUAUAUUCUAUUCAACCCCAUUCCCGCCUCUUGCCCUGCUCCCCACUCUGCACCCUGCCAACUAUUCAGCCCCACCCAACUUGCAAACCAAUACCAAAAUACUAGAAGAGAAGUUGCCAGGGACACUCUGUAAUACCCGUUUUGAAUGGAUUGCCAUCUUUCAGGGCUCUUCUGCUCUAAACUGGCUCCCUUUCUUUUGUGUAGUCUCCCUUAGUAAUGAUGAGGUUAGCUAUUAAUUCUUUAUAAGUAUUUAAACAUAAUUAUAUAAAUAUAUUAUAUAUAUUAUAUUUUUUGCUGUCUACUAAGCUAAAAAGUAUACAUUGUUCCACACAUGCUGCUGUGAAGUUCACAUCCAAAAUGAAUACUGAGGAUUUGAGGACAGAAAGACAAGUUCCUCUGCCAUCGUUCUAUUGAUGAGAAUUGGCAGGGUGAAAGGGAAGUGGAGAAGGAGAGAGAGAGAAAUUAGGUGGCGUUCUUGAUACAUGUCAGCUAAUUUACCUUUUCAGGAGCAGGAAGCUGCACCCCAUUUGAGGAGGUGGAGGACGGGGACGAUAACAUUAAGAGAUGGCAAGUUGGGUGGGAGUGCCCAUUAGCACUAGGCCCAGGAGAACCAGAGUGUGGUUCUUGUGUAUCUAUCCAAAAAGACUGUAUUCACUACUUUUCACUUCUCAGAACUCUUGUUUGGAGUUGACGAGACCCAGGAUUCUCUACACUUUCAAGUGUGGCUCUUACUAGUCAGUCAACAAAUUUGUACGAGGGCUGGGAUUGCCAGGAUUACAGGAACUCACACAUUCCUCAUGCUCGGCCUGUGGUCUCACUCCUUCUAAGUCCCCAAGCCUGGCCAUCAUUCACAGACACAUGACCAAUUGUUGAUGUUCUGGAGGAAAAAAAAAUGUCACGGACAUGACAUGGGGGAAAGUGGGAGGAGGUGGAAGAACGGGCAGAAAUGGAGGAGCCUAGGGAGGCCGUAGUGGUGGGAGAGGCCAUGGGAAAAUCACGGCCUCGGGCAGGAGGGUGAAACAAGUCAGAGAUUCAGCCUUGUUCCAAGUCUCCAAAACAGAUCAGAGGGGAAUCCGUCAAGCAAUGCGGAAUCUGAGGUAAAUUCUAUUCGAGUGCAACGUAUCAGAUCUGCGACCUAGAGCUUUUCAUUUGAGCAAGCUUUGGAAACACGUGGAGCAAGGGUGACACUCUGUGGGAAAAGAGAAGAAUUUCAACUAUUUAGGGUCCAUUUUGUUGCCAUCAUCCUCUCUUGUUCAAUAGAUGGACUGUAGGUAAAAUGACCACCGUGUUAACCUGCCUGCAUUCACGUCCCAGGCUUACUCUUCUUGCUCAUGGAGUAUUGCAGUUGUUUUUGGUAACAAUUUCUGGAUUAGGCCUUUGGGGAAAGAGCGUUAACUUCUUGCUCAACACUUCAGUUUGUCAUCUCAAGAAGGGCUGGGAGUCUUGCUUCCCUCAAAGCUACUUCUCCAAUGGAAGCAAAUAACAGGCCAAAUUAGCGUGCAACCUUGGUCUCUGAAUCAUCUGCUCCUUGGCUCUGACCACAAGUCCUCCACUUUUCCCACCAACACUGGAGCAACGGCUUUGCAAAUAGGAAGAGGAAAUGUUACUUACCGCUAUCUUGAGCCAGACUUCACGUGGGAAGGAAAAUAUUCUGGAAUGGGAAAAAAAAAAUUUAUCUCCAGGGACAUAAAAUGAGGGUGGCAUCAUCACUGGGGAAAGGAAAGAGCAGAUUGCCCAUCUGAAAAGCCCUUGUCCUCUAUGUUUUUAGCCCCAAUGGAACCCUAGGCACCUACCGUUCAUUGGAUUCAUAUUUAGUACCCCAAGAAGAGAAUAAAUAUUUCUGGGAUUGGAGUAGGCUUCGAUAUGGAAAGGACGAUGAAAAAGUUUAGAUCCUCCAUUUUUUACAAAGUCGUACAAUUGUUUUCUUGGGGAGAAUAUCCAAAUUCUUGGAAGUGCAUUAAGCUUUGUGUCAGCGAAUACUGCUUUGAGAUUGAAGCAACAGAAUAGGUAUGUUGGGCAUUGCCCAGCUCAGGAAGGCUACAGCCCCCCACGAGGAUGUGAGCCUGCGGUUCACGCCAGUGUGGGUCUGUGCCCAGUCUCUCCACAGGGGGAACAGUGAGCACACUUCUCUGUCAUACUUCAUUUACAAAUCUUUUAUUCUCCACUGGCGACAUCUGCAAUGCACCACUGCCCUGGGAAGGUGAGAGGGCAGUUCCUGUGGUGUCUGGAAAGCCCUUCUGGCUAAAGGCUGCCCGGCGCUACUCAGCGAUGGCCAUUCAGAGAUGGCAGGCUCUUCUAGCCCUUGUCCCUGGACCCUAAUGUGUUGAGCCCUCAUGUCACUAAUAAAGUGGAAGGACUGAGCCACCGUGGUCAUAGAACUCCGGGAGAUAUCAACUCACACUCCAUGUGGUGGUCUGCACUUGGCUGCUCUCACCCAACCACGGGGUAACAGAGGACCUCUCCCAAAGGCCCUUCUAUGUUCCAAAGUCACUUCUCUGCUUCUUUUUUUCCUAGUAACUAGGGGCUCUGGUGUCAAGGUUGCCCAGGACUAGGCUGACUCUGGUGGUUCGUGUGACAGUCUCCAACCAGAGAGAUGAGAGGACAGAGUGAAGACAGAUGGGCAGCUGGCAAAACUGUACAUGAAAGGGAAGAGUUAUCUUGAUUGUCUCCUUUGCUUCCCUCCAUCACAAGGCAUUGCACUUGGCAUUUGCUCUAUACUCCGUGAGAUCACUAUUGAGUGCAUUAGCACCCCAAGGGGAUGGCUUGUUUGGGAACACAAUGAAAGGAGCUGAUCUACUGUAUUGUAAUGUAAAACAGCUACAGCCAGUUAUUUUGUAAGAUUAUAAGAUGUUCAUUAAAAAAUCAG
Messenger RNA from Prionailurus viverrinus (fishing cat), 9606 nucleotides. It is a transcript of the gene PAPPA2, whose product is annotated as pappalysin 2. The coding region runs from base 1117 to 6459 and encodes 1780 amino acids. Gene Ontology annotation, molecular function: metallopeptidase activity. NCBI's taxonomy places the organism in Eukaryota, Metazoa, Chordata, Mammalia, Carnivora, Felidae. The record is from RefSeq and is a predicted model, not a curated record. The transcript has 23 exons.